AAGCGAACGUCGAGCCACGGCCACGCCAGGAAAAGAGCCAAGUCGAACUCCAAACUGAAACUGGUCCGGAGCUUGGCUGUGUGUGAGGAAUCCUCAGGCCCCUUCGUGGAUGGGCUGCUGGAGUCUCAGGACAUCAUCCAGCUGCACGUGAGCUGCCCCUCUGACAAGGAAGAGGAAAAAUCCACCAAAGAUGGGGUGGAAAAAGAAGAAAAAGAGAAAAACAAAGAGAAAACCCCAAGGAAGAUGCUCUCUCGAGGGACAGAAUGAUGCUGCUCAAGUUGGAACAGGAGAUUCUGGAGUUCAUCAGUGAUAACAACAAUCAGUUCAAGAAGUUCCCCCAGAUGACCUCGUACCACCGCAUGCUGCUGCACCGCGUGGCCGCCUACUUCGGCAUGGACCACAACGUGGACCAGACUGGGAAGGCCGUGAUCAUCAACAAGACCAGCAACACCCGCAUCCCCGAGCAGAGAUUCUCUGAGCACAUCAAGGAUGAGAAAAACUCAGAAUUCCCUCAGAGGUUCAUCCUGAAAAGGGACGACACCAGCAUGGAUCGGGAUGACAACCAGGUGAGGAGGGCAGGGGGGCAAAAUCACAAACCAGGAAAAACUCCCCAAAAAAUUCUCCUGGCUUUCGUUUCAUAGAGGCCCCAAAUCAGCAACAUCUGAAUUUUGGGAAAGAUUUUUUUCCAAAUGUUAUAAAAAUGGAUGAGGAAUUGCUGUGGGAUUGAUGGCAUUGCCCAGAAUCAGGCAGAGGACAGGCCGGGUUUUACAGUGGAGCCUUUUUCCAAGGUUUCUUUGGGAAUUUUCCUCACAAAAAACAGGAAAAAUUCUCCUGGCUUUCGUUUCAUAGAGGUCCCAAAUCAGCAACAUCUGAAUUUUGGGAAAGAUUUUUUCCAAAUGUUAUAAAAAUGGAUGAGGAAUUGCUGUGGGAUUGAUGGCUGUGCUUCCCCAUUGCCCACAGUCAGGCAGGGGACAGGCCUGGUUUUACAGUGGAGCCUUUUUCCAAGGUUUUUUUGGGAAUUUUCCUCACAAAACAGGAAAAACUCCCCAAAUUCUCCUGGCUUUCGUUUCAUAGAGGCCCCAAAUGUUAUAAAAAUGGAGGA
Zonotrichia albicollis (white-throated sparrow) is the source of this 1102-nucleotide messenger RNA. NCBI's taxonomy places the organism in Eukaryota, Metazoa, Chordata, Aves, Passeriformes, Passerellidae. The record is from RefSeq and is a predicted model, not a curated record.